CCAGAUGAGACCAGGUUGCCUACGGAAGAGGCGUACUCUGCGUCCUCCAGCCACGUGCGACCCCAUCCGGCCUGAUUAUUAUUCUGGAGGAACUUUAAGGGAAAGCGUCACUUUGUGGGCUGAAUGGCAGAGAUUCCAACCAUGCUGUAAAUUCUCUUUCCAGUUUCGAUCUUCAAGCCCUCUCCUUCAAACUGCUCCGCAGUUCUGGCUGCGGUUCAUGUCGUAGUUUACACUUUUGGAAUUCGUGUUUUUCGUCAUCUGCAAUGAAGAUCUGUUGGAGGGAGGGAGGGAGGGAGGCGCAGGUGCGUGUGUUAUGUCUUUCCUUGGCUUUGGAGGCUUCUUCUGGACGUCGGGGGGUGAGGUGUCGAGAUUGUAACGAAUGUGGACUGGGGAUUUACUUGCUGCACGAGAUUGAGCCAAUAAGAAACUCUCGGAGUCGUGGCUUGUACCCAACGCCGAUAUUUUGAAAUGGGGGAGGGGAGCAGUUUCGAACCCGAAUUGGCGGAGGGUUUGCGAGGUGUCGGGUUUGUCAUUGCGUGAGUUUCAGCUGGCAUUACACUCCUCCCCACCUGGUCUCAAAGAUCGACCUGCUGGCCACCAACAGAAACCCACCACCCCCACCUCCUCCUCCUCCUUCUGACCUGCGCCGUGCUCUACAAAGCAGUACAGGAGUCGGUACUUCUGUUGCCAAAGACCUAAAACUAGUAAAUAAACUUAGCAACUAUUUGUGCAGAAGCGUCGUGAGAACGAACAAGACGACGAGUCAAUAGCUCAGCGUCGCAAUCUUUUUCGAACUCAUAGCCAGCCAAUUUUCGCCAUGGAAGGAAAGUGCUACCCGAAUUCGAACUGUCUUGAAUCCUUCUCUUGUGAGCCCCAACACGUCCUUGGCUCCACCGGGUAGGACAGGAAUGCUCAGUGGAACCUCAUCCAAACCAAUGCCUCUUAGGACAGAUCCGGGGAAUGUGUCACUGCGGAAGGAAGGGACUGGGAAACAGACGAAGAGUCACGGUGGAGGAAGCAAGCAAGAGAAAACUGCGUUGAAUUGGUUUUCAAGUAAACGGCCGACAGACCUUGAGAUUCAAGCGAACAGGAGGAUGCAAACUGAG
This is a messenger RNA of Marchantia polymorpha subsp. ruderalis, 1106 nucleotides long. The record is from the annotation of a GenBank genome assembly. NCBI's taxonomy places the organism in Eukaryota, Viridiplantae, Streptophyta, Marchantiopsida, Marchantiales, Marchantiaceae.